AUGUCAGAACCUCAGACACUGUAUGAAGUGCACAUUGUUGGAGUGGGAGCAUCUGGAGAUGGAGAUGUUGGUGUACAGUCCAUUCAUACUCGACCUGAUUCAAGUUUACAAUUUCUGGAACCACCUGGGAAUUUACAAGCAGAACCUACUUCUUCCACUUCAAUUAACUUGACUUGGACUCCUCCUUUCUCUGUGUUGGAUGUAGCAUACUACAACGUCAGUUAUUCCUCUGUUACAUCUCGUCAAGCAAGUGAAAACAUAGUGCUAUAUGUCCAUACAUCCAGUACAGGAGUUGAAAUUGGUGGUCUAAGACCAUUUACCCUAUACGAAUUCAAAGUUUGCACUCAUAGUCAUCAUAACAGACAUGGCCCAUAUAGUCAAAAAUUAGAAUGCCGAACAAUGGAAGAUGUUCCCAGUGUUGUCAGAGAUGUACAAUGUAAACCUUUGAACAGCAGUACUCUGCGAGUCACGUGGAAAGAACCGACACAAGCUAAUGGUAUUAUUAGUGGUUAUACAGUACUAUAUACAGAAGAUGCUGCCUUGCCUAUUGAUAAAUGGAGAGAACACAAAGUUCCUGGGAAUAGAUUUAGUACUGAAGUAAUUGAACUGGAGCCAAAGACUCGAUACUUUCUUUCAUUGCGUGCUGCAACACAAGCUGGUUGGGGUCCUCCAUCAGGUUUGCCGCCAUCAGGCAUUUGUAAUACACCUGGCAUGCCAGAUGAACCCACCGAGGAACUUGCUGGUAAUACCUUACAGACCACACAGCAUUUAGGUUUUGUAGUUGGUUUAACAAUUGCUGUUGGAUUUAUUGUGGUUUGUAUGGCUGCUGUGAUUUGGAGACGUCUGUGUGUUCAAAGAAUGCCUCCAACACAAGCUGAGAGUGGUGUGCAGCAUGUCAAUGGUAAUGGUUAUUAUCGAGACUGGGAGCGGCCACAGGAAGCAGAAUUGCAAGAAUUAGAGCUCCAUCUUGCAACAAUGGCACCUAAUAUUCCACCGGGUAAUCAUAAUUUGUUGGAUACCAAGGUUCAACUGUAUGGACCUCUUCAAUUAGGCAAUUCCAGACCGCAGUUCCAACAGGAUCAUCGACCAUUCCGCCAUUUUGUUACUUUAGAAUAUACGGGUGGGUACCCAAAUGGGCAAGUGAAUGGCUUGAAGCAUUCCUUCUUGAGUAAUGGACGUAUUCCUAAUGGACAUGGGAAUCGCAGCAAAAGCAGUGUACACAUAACUGAGAACCCGCAGGUCCGUCCCUCCUAUAAAUGUAGUGAGUCUCCUGGUCAACUCCUGUCUUCUCAGGAGAGCAAAGUAGAUGAUGAAGAAGAUGAUGACGAUAGAGCUAUGCCUGAUCAAAAAAUUCCUUUAUUAGGAAAUUCUCGUUCUGCUACUGUCAGAGGUGAAGAUCAUACAGAAUUGGAGGAGGAUAAUGACUAUGAUCAUGACAUGACUGAGGACGGACUGGAAACUGCUGAUUCUACUCAGUUGACAGACUUGGAUGUUAGUUUAAAUGGAAAUACCUACACAGGCACAAGCAGUCAUAACAGUAGUGGCAACAGAAAUGGUAAUAGUGGCAGCAUCAGUAGCAUCAGAGACAGAAGCAGCAGCAGUACAGAUUGUGUUGUGCCCAAACCAAGUCAUUUAUCAGUACCACAAUAAGCACUAUGCUUCUCCAUGUCUAACAAACACGUACAUUUCGGAUGGAUGCGGGUAUUUUUGUUUUUUUAGUACGUGCAGUAAUAAGUAUGUUGUGUUAUUAUCAUGUACUAAAAAAAACAACUAUAAUUUUAUUGGAGUCUCACCCACAGUACAUGUAAAUCCAGUUUUAAGCAUAUUUAUAACUGUACAUACUACAUACCAUUUUUCUUUACAUUUUUUGCGUGCGCAAAAGAAGUGAAGUAUAAAGCUGCUACGUAAAAAUAUUAGUGUAAACAGUAAUAAUAAUAUUGAUAAUAAUGAUAACUCUUAUAACUUAGUUCAUGGGAUGGGAAGGUGUACAAGUAUUGUUUCACAUAUUGCACAUAUUUUUAUUUCAAAAACAGAAUUUCCUAUUAGAAAUUCAAUCACUUUCUCUCCUGACUGAGAGGAAACAUACAUGAAAUCUCCUCCCCAUCCCCCACACAGCCUUUUUGGACAGGAUGACAGAUACCACACCACAUGUAAGUUAUCAAUGGGCAUAGGAAUUCACACUUACACACCAAAGGAAAGGUGUGUUGGUUCUCUCAUCCAUGUCCAUUUAUGGUAUAAUUAAAACAAUGCUGGUACCUGAAAAGAAAAUCUAGUUUAAAAAUAGAAGCAACAAAAUAAAAAGUUAAGCACCCUCAUUCUCUCCAUUUCCUUAAAAUAUUGUUCUUUUUUCCUUCUUUUUCUUUUUUCUUUUUUUCUUCUCUUUUCUCUUUUGUCCUACUGUUGCACCUACCCUACAUACAUUUUUCUUUUGGGUUCAUAUCUUGCCAAAUUGUUUUUUCAAUUAAAUUAGCAGUGAAUUUGUGUCUUGAAAAAUAAUUACCUUCAUGGAAAGGAAUUAUUUCUGUAUCCGUUUCUUUCAUGCUUUCUCUCUGCUCUGACUUUAUUAGUUGUGGAGUAAUAACUCACAAAACCUCAUGAAUAAUUCUGUUACUAUUUUGUUUAUUUAUUUAUUGGACUGAAAAUUGUAAUGUAUAGUUCUAGAGCAGAGUAUAAUUUUCGAGGUUAAAAAUUAUUUCACGUUACUCGUGCUAAUUUGUUUUUUGUCUAUGGAUAGUUUUAGAUUCUUUUGUUUCUGUUGCAUUUCAGUAAUUAAGAUACAGGUAUUAAUUGUUAUGAUUGUUGAUAUACAUUUUUUUUAACUUUUACACAUUUAUAAACAAACAUGCAAUUAAGCCAUGCAUACCCAAGAGAUCUAUUAUACCUCAUUUACAUCAACAGUGUACAUUUAUUUUGCAUUUCACGUACGGUAAGGUUCCGGUAACACUUUAUAUUCAUACAGCCAUAGAUAUUUGAUCUUUUUCCCCCUUCUUUUUCCUUUAUUUUACUUUAUUUUAUUUUUUUAAUUUUUUAUAAUCCUUAUUUUAGUCUAUCGAUUUUUAAUACAUACAUAUAUAUAUAUAUUUUGAAAUAUUUUAUGCUGUUGCAAAACACCUCACAUUUUACAACAGACCAUGAAUUGACUACAGUUUUAUAUAUACAUUUAUAUAUACAUAUAUAUACAUAUAUAUUUUUUAUCUGUGAGUCCAUGAGUUUAUAACCUGCCCAUUCCCUGUCAACAAGAAGCGAAAGCAGAAUACCCAUUAUGUGAAAUGAAAUCUGUUUAUCAUCGCUUCCACAACCUCCCUGCCCUUCUUAUUAACUUAUUUAUUGUAAUUAUUAUUAUUGUAUACCUUCCCACUAGCAUUGUAAAUGCAACAGGAUUUUAAUUAUUUACUUGUUUACAUUGUUCCUCAUGUCCGAAUACAAGAAAAAUUGGUUUGUAUCGAUUAUUAGAAUGACUUCUGCAGAUAAUUUUCUUGCAAAUAUGAGUGAGUUGUUAAUUACAUAGAUAAGUUAUAAUGACCAUACUCUUUGCAGGCUAUUAAGAGCAAGGGAUGUAUGUUAACUUUAUUUUUUAUUUAUUUAUUUUCUCUCAAUGCUGUCACUUUGACUGAAAGGUUAUUUCAUAAUAUAACAAGUAUUGUGAGAUGUAACAAAAUCGAAGGUGUUGCUGAACAUUCAUAUUUAUUGCCUUUGCUUUGUUGUUUGCAGUAUAUAUGUAAUCUUCUUGAAUCAAAUAUUUUUUAUCCCAAUUCAUUGGUCUUCAAGGUUUGCAAAAAUUAGCAUAAAAUGCUGGGCACUUGUUGAAUCUUCUUUUUACAUUCUUUACUGAUCAAUAGAUACAGUAGAUUCUAGUUAAUUGAACCUCAUUAAGUUUCUUUAAAUUAAUAGACUAAAGUAAAAUGUGAGGCCUUAUUAUACUAAUGGCAUAUAUUAAUAUUGAAUGCAGACAUGUUAUUUUAGAUGAUGAGGCACUGGACUGGAUGUUAGGCAGACUGGGAUUGGAGUCCUCUCCAGGGGUGCCCAGAGAAAACCAUGGCCCUGGGGCAGUUGAUACAAGGAGACCUCUUCUUUGAGACAAAAAAAUCCCUCCUCCCCCAAUUCAUAAAUGGAAUUCCAUAUAACAUAUAGCACUAAAUUUGGGUGAGACAUUAAUACAUUUUUCAUUUCUUUUGAAUUAAAAAAAAUUGGAGCCCCAAUUAAGUCAGUGCCUGGGACAGGUUGCCUCUGCUUCCUCCUCCUCUUCCUCCCCCCCACCCUUUAGACACCUAUUGCCCAACCAUCUUCACAGGUCCAGGAAUUCCUCAGAACAGCACUCUUCGUUUGCUUAAAGUGCUAUUCAAUGAGUACUGAAUAUUUGGAGGUUUAAAAGAGGCUGGAAUGUCAUAUUGAGAACAUUACUUGUUUUUUGGAGUCAGGCGUCAUAUUUGUUUUUUGUUGUUCUUGCUGCAAAAAACCCAUAGGUAUGCUUUAAAGCUUGAUUGAGGACAAUUCAUUUGUUUUCAUUAGUGUAGUAUAAUGAUGGGAUUGAGCAUAGUGAAAAAAUAUAUUAAAUUACAAAAUUGAAGACUCAUAACAAUUAACACAUUAGGACUAUAACAUCACAAUACAACUAAAAAGAACAUUGAUUUCCUAAGAGUGUGGUAUAGUUGAAUACCUUGUUUUAAGUACUAUUAAAGGUGAGAAAUAAUAGAUUACAACUUACCUCAGAACCUAUUUUCUAAAGACAAGGGAAAACUUGCACAAGAUACCGCUACAAUUUGGAGGAGAGGCUGUUUUUUAUUCUGACUGGCCCUAACUAUAGCAUGGCAUAAUGAUCCAAUCCAAGUGAACAUAAGAUUAAUUUAAAUUCGUGUCUGUUCUUUCAAAUUUGGCUCAAAUGAAUGACAUCCUAUUACCUAUUGCCCCCCAUUUACUAGAAUCUACUGUAGUUGUCAUAAAAGAUCUGCAUGUUAAUAAUCGUGAAAAGUUUAUUAAAAAAGAAGUGUGCAUAACACUUAUUAUAUUUUGUAUAAAUGCAUGUAUAAUUGUAGAAAAAUCAUAUUUUGUAAAAAAUUGUUAUUUUCCAUUAGAGUUACCAGAAACAAUAUUUUAUUACCUUGACCUACAUUAAUGAGUUUUGUGGAUGAACUAUAUUUGAGGUAUUGAUAUUUGGUUACUCAUGCUAGAAAUUGUUCAUAAUUCUGUCCUAGCACCAGAACUCGCUCUCUCUUUCUUUUUUUCUGUUUUCUUUCUUUCUAAAUUUGCUUAAUUGGAUGAGGUAUGUAUGUACUUUAUGAGAUGGUACUAUUAAGUUUUUUAUGUAUUCUAUCAUCAAAGCUCAAAUGUACUUUCUGAAUUUGAAAACUACAUUGCUUCAGCAUGUUUUAAUUGUAACUUUAGAUUUUCCUAAGCCUACAAUUUUAUAAAUCUCAAAGAUUUUACUAAGCAGACUUCAAUUGUGUCUUUGCUGACAACAUUAUUUCCUAACAAAUAUCUUUAAUGUGUGAGGGCAGUGUUCCCAAGGUCUUGCUCAAUUACUGUCUCAUUUAAAUUGUACAUUCUACGAAGCUAUUUAUAGGUUGAUGUAUCACAAGUAGAUAAAACUAAAUUUCUGCAUGUGGAACUAUUGUAAAAGCCUAAAAAGUGCCUCAUCACAUUUCUACAAUGAUCAUUCUGUUAGUAUGUGCCAUUGAAAUGCUUCUCUGUUGGGUAAGACCGUGAAAAUGAUCUCUUCUCUCUUGAAACAUGUUGGUUGAUGUAUCCAUUAAUAAUGUAAAAUAUUAGUUACAGAUGUUUUGGGUGUAUCAAAACAUGGUAUGAAAGAAUAUUGCGGCUUUUUUUAGAAUAUAGUUGCACUGUUGAUUAUAAAGACUAUACCAGUGUGAGUUGAGCUUCUCAGGUUUAAGGUUUACUGAUUUUUCAGGCAGUACUGAUCUCACAUAAUAUGAUUUGUAAUUAUGCUUAGUUUCUCUUAUUUUACUUUAUAUUUUGAAUGUAAUCAACUUUGGUUACAGCAUUCAGCAAAGCAUAUUUCUGCCUCUCCACGCCUGCUGAAAUGCAUGCAGAGUUUCAUAUUACACAACUUAUGAAUAUCAGUAUUUACAGCAAUUUCGAUAUCACAUGUAAAUUCCAUGCAUGUAACAAAUCCUCAGUUUAUUUAUUCAAUAGUAUUAUUUAUUUUUUACUUCUUUAUUAAUUCUCUUUUUAGUGAGUGCACAUAAGAAAUACACUCAACCAUGUUUUAUGUGCAUUUAUGUUCUGUUAUCACAUGUCUCAUUCCACUCUAUAAAUAAGUUUCUCCAUUACUUGUUUGAAUGUUGUCAAGUAUUCUCAGGUUUAAACUACAGCAACAUAUGUGCCAACCUUGGCAACCUUUUUACAACAAUGUGCAGGGACAUUCAGUACUCAGGCAGAUAAACUCAGGAAAAUAUGACACAGUGCUUUACUAGCAUGUCAUUAUUCUAGUGGUUGUAGAUAUUUCAGCAACAGUGAAGAAAUAUACAGUAGAUUUUACUGCAGUACUAUCCACUGAAGUGAAUUUGCAUUUUAGCACGUGUAAAGAUGAGAUAUUUCAUGACAAUUAUGUCUAUAGUAACUAUAGGUUUUUCCAAUUGUGCUGCAGUUCGUAAUAAGUGUAGUGGUGAUGGCCCUAGUUGUUAAAACUAAUUGUAGGUGUAGUUUAAGAAUCUCAACAGCAAUAGACCAAGGAAAGAGGAAUCAAAUUUUUAGUAAUUCUACCAGUAUUACUGGUACUAGUACUAUAAUGCCUUGUACUUGUAGUAAUGCUAGAAUUGCUCUCUAGUAAUACUAUUAGUCAGCGAAAUAUAUUUAUUACUGUGUGUACCCAAGUAAUACUGGUCUUAAUACUAACUAGUUUGUUGUGGUUUCAAGUGAGUCAUGGUAAUUGUAAAGGUAGUAGUGUUACUACUCAUGUUAGAUAUCAUAGUACUCUUAAGAAUAAAAGCAUGAGCUGUUUUUUCUUUCUUCAUAAUUUUUAGAAACAGUGCCUGUACUAAUAAUAGUACUGGUGUAAUAGGUGUUAGAGAAACGUAUUAAUGUGUUGUAAUAAUGAUACCAUUGAUUAAGAAUUAUUAGUAAUGCAGUUUAUAGGUACAGUUGUGUAAAGAAUGUAGUAUUGGUAAUACUAUUGUAAAUAGGGUUGCUAAUACUUGUGAUACUAGUUAUAGAGGUCUCUAGUACUUGUAAACACAGAACUUUUUGUUUAUUACAUGGAGAUGUCGUGAAUGCAGAAGGGCAGCUAGAAAAAGCUACUAGAGUAGAAUACUGUAAAUUACAAACUUGUAACAAAAUACUGGUGAAAUUGUAUUAUUAAUGAUAGGUUUGCAUAAAAAUAUUUCUCAAAUACAAUUAACUUAUAGAUUAGUAAGAUAACAAUUAAGAUAAGUUGUUGUAACAUCAAGCUCAAAUGGAGAGGCAGAAAAUAAUUUUCAUUCAACUUGUACAAUACAAUAGAAAGUUUUUUAUGGGUGGUGAAAGUUCAGGAUGUUCUAAUUCAUUGCAAGAGAAUCACUUGCUUUUCCUGCCUUGAAGAAGAGGUUGUGUUUAUUGAUGAAUACAUUUAUGAGAACAUUGCAUUAAUGUCUGUAUGCAUGGCCUAGUUACGUAUAAAAUGCAUAUUUCUCACAAACUUGCAAAGGCUAUACUUUUAAAUUACUUUUUUUGUAAGAGAAUUUUUACAUUUUAAAAAUGCACAUUAAUUCAAGUUCCAUAAUACAAUAUACAUGAUUCUUUAAGCACUCCUUUUUAUCUGAUAUAUUAGUACAAACAUUCAUAACUAAGUCAUUUAACAUGGAAAUUAAAGGUGCAUAAGAUAAAUUUGUUCUUGAGUGCUAGAGCAGAAUUAGUUUGUAGAUUUCUGUGAAACAUAUGUGAUGCAACACUUACAGUUUGUUAUACAUUCCUUUUCUCAUUAUCAUUAUUGUGAACUAUAAAUUACAUGUCUUAAAGUAUAUUCAUGUUCAAUGUAAUAUAAGGCCUAUUUUGUGACAGUUGUGACAAAUCCAUAUGAUCAUCUCACAAUACUUGUGUUUCAGAGCAUAUGAGAUGUGUGAGGACAUCAAUAGUGCCCUGUAUAUACUAAUAUCAUUUGAUACCCUACUUGAUUUUUGACACUCAAUGUUUUAUUUGUAACUAAAAUAACAUAUGAAUAUGUGCCAUCUUAUCAAGACUGUUAUUAAUACUCGUUUCUUUUGGGAUCUCUCAUCUUCAUGAGGAAAAUGCACAAGUCUCCAUUCACGUAUUGUACAGGCAAAUGGGCGCUAAGGAUUUCUUCAGACAUUCUCAGCCUUCUGCCAGCACCAAUGAAUAUAUUCUGUUUGUAUUAUUGCGAGUAUGUAUGUGUGUGCAUGGUAUGUGUAUGUGUGUAAAGGGGUGCACGCUAGUAUGAUUAAAGCAGGGAGACCUCCUCUUCUAUAUCAUUUGUGUUGGCAAAAUUUCUGGUUCUUCUGUUGUUGUUAUCUUUGUUUAUGAUAUAUAUUUUUAAAUAUAAAGAUGGACAUCUACCUCACCAAUAGCUAUUUUCGAGUCCCUUUAAUGGGGACAUCUCAGGGAGUUCUUGACAUGAUUGUAAAAUAACAAAACAACAUGUUUGAUUUUUAAGUAGUGUCAAAUUCAGAGAAGUGGAAGUAAUAUAGACUUUUUACAUUAUGUACAGUUGAUUCAUUUUUUAAAUAAUGAAAUAAAAGUAAUAUGUAUCCUCAAAUUUGCUUGGCAAUUGUGUACCAAUAUUAUCAUUAUAAUUGUAUUGUUAAUGUUAUUAAUAAUAUUAAUAAUGAAGUACUGGUGUUGUACUAGAAUAGUUUUUAAACAAAGUAUUAAAAGCAACUGGAGUAGUUGUGUAUCUUAUGUACUUUGUGGUAACAAUGCUGUUGGUACAAGUAUUUUUUGAAGCUGACGAAGGCAAGUGUUAUAUAAUAUAAUAUAAAAUUCUUUCUUCCCUCUGUCUUACUCCUUUUGGUGUCAGAAAUGAGACAAGGAACUCAGCCCACAAGAUUAUUGAAUCUUCGAUGUAGAAUAGGAGUAAAGACUGAAAAUUCAGUCAAUCCUGAGUUUAUAAAUCUUUCGCUGAUAAAUGAAUGCAAUUUAAUUCCUAAUUUAUCAAUAUUUUUUCAACCUUCUGGCAGGUUUGUAGCAGCACUCUGUUUCGCAUAGUUACUUUUCUUAUAAUUCCGAGGUUUGCAUUGCAUUUGGGGUGCAUCAAUUUGAGGUAAUCACAGUGAGCAGUAAUGUCUAGCAGAUUGCAUCUUAUCAGUAAUCAUUUGUUAAAAUGUAGUUUUAUUGUUUCCUUUGAACUUUCUUUCACAUAACCUAUUACUUUAGAGACACAUGUGUUCUCGGUGAAAGAUUGCUCUACCACAAAUACUUCUUUCAUUUUAGUACAUUUAAUUUCAGAUUGUUUUUGAUUUAUCACUGAUUCCAUAGUCUUACAAGACAAGAUGGAAUUGCAAUUAGAAAACUGAGUUCUAAUGAUGACCUCCUAAAGUACAAUUGUUAAUUCUAUAAAUCAAGUUUGCAAUAGAUGAGACCUAGUUUCAGAUCACUAUCAUUUUACUGUAUUGAUCAUGUUAUGUAUUCAAUAUUGUUUUCAUUCUGAAAACAUAUUGUAGUUUUGCAAUAGAUAUAUGAUCUGAUUAUUUCAAAUUAAAGGAAAAAUACACUUGGUUAAAUGUCUUAGGUUUUUAUCUCUUUCAUACAAAUGCACAUCUUUUUAACCAUAAAAUUAUAUAUUUCAAGGUGCAGCACUGAGUGUUGCAUGUGCAUGUUUUUACAAGUGACAAUGGCAUACCUGCCGGUGGGUUAGUCUUUCUUUUACUCUCACUCUUUGUGCCCUCUACCUCAUUAUAAUUCACUUCAAUUAUACUAUUUUUCCUGCUGUAUUAUAUAUAAACACACACAUAAGCAUUUUUGCAGAUUAAUUUAAAACAAAUUUGAAUUUCUUUAUUCCAUUUUUGAAAUACUGUUAAUAAAUCUAUUAUUUUCUGCUUCUGAGCAAGAAGAAUGUAUUACAUUUACAUUCAUGUUUCCUUUAAUCUCAAAUUUAUUUCUAUUUAAAGCCAGUGAUAGUUUCCUUUCUACACUAUUUUUCUUCUGUUAGAGAAUGUGCUAUUAGCAGCAGCAAUUUCAACUACACCAUCGGCUGCAGUUUCAUGUGUAUACUUUUUCUACUACAUUAAUGGAGAAACAUUAAUUUUUAAUAUGCUUUUCAGUACGCUGUGCUAAUUAUAAUUCACUGUAAUUGAACAUUUUACAUUUCUUAGUUGAAUUAUGUUGAAAUUAUUAUGUAAAUGAAGAUAUGAACAGAUAUACCUGUGGAUAUGAAUUUGCUAAGCUACAGUAUAACUUUGUACAGAAUGUUUUGUGGUUCCACACAUUUAGUGAAACUGUACUAGCUCUUCACAUUAGUUUUUCAAAACCAUCAUGCCAUGUGAAUGAAUUCAGAAAAUAUCAAAUUGUGAGUGUUCUUUUCAAAUUUUACAUUCUUGAAACUGAUCACUGUCAAAACUAGAAUUGUGUUUUAUUGACAUUGAUUGCAUGUACAUUACUUCUGAAUUAAUACUUUCAUUUGGAAAAGGUUUCUCAUGUAUUCAAUUUUCCAAGUCUGGAAGAAGUACUUACAAAAAAAAAGGUACUCAAGGGUACAAGAUGCCUGGUCCGAAAUAAUUUUUCAAAAGCAUAAAUUGUGUGUGCAGGGCAUACAAUGAUGUACAUACUCAUAUAUCGGUAUAUUGUUUUGGGUUUCAAAUACUGAACUUGUGAAAGAGCAUUGAAAUAAAUUUUAGCAAAUUUUGUCCU
Messenger RNA from Gryllus bimaculatus (two-spotted cricket), 10794 nucleotides. NCBI's taxonomy places the organism in Eukaryota, Metazoa, Arthropoda, Insecta, Orthoptera, Gryllidae. The record is from the annotation of a GenBank genome assembly.